GAAGAAGUCUACCGAGCUGUGAUGAUCAUCCAGGCCAGCCGGGCGCGGCAGUGCGGCUUGUCACAAACAAGUAGUAGAAGAAGAAGAACACAACACAUGACCUAAGCUAGCGGUUCUCCGUUGCUCUGGGAUUGGGAUGAAUGUAGAGAAGGUGAAAGCUGCUAGGAUGUGAGGCCUGCCGAUGGACUGUCUGCAGAGAAGAGCUCGGAGGAUUCAAUGCGCAUCUGUUGACACGCGGCCUCAGCGAUGGCUGUCAACUCCCUGCUGAGAUGCUCCAUCAGGCUGCAGAGGAAGCGUGUGCUCACACAUUUAGCCCAGCAGAGAGCGCUGUCGGGGGCAGAAGCUGUCACUGCUCUCAGACCCUUUUACUUUGCAGUCCAUCCUGAUUUCUUUGGUCAAUACCCCAUAGAACGGGAAGUCAAUGAGAAUUCAUUGAAGAGGCUGAAUAGCUACCUGGACCACCUGCAGAAGCCUGGCUCACAAUCAGUCCGGCCCAUGACGCUCACCUUUUAUGUCAGGGACACAAAGGAGAGCAGCGAUGUGCAGCCGGACUUCAUCGCCUCAGGUUUCCGCUCGGUGAGCUUCACCCUGCACACGUACGAUAUCCUGAGCACGGUGGUGAACGUAUUGAAGUCCUGCAGCCUGCCCACUGAGCACAUGAAAGAUCUCAAAACAAGUGUAGAGACGUCUAAGAGCCCGCCGGAGGGGGGAGUGCCUUUCUACAGACCAAUCCGAUGGAAUAAGAGCUACUACAGCUUCACUGGAUUCAAAGACCCGGAGCAGGAGCUGCAGCAGGCCAGGAGGGUGGAACCCACUCUCAUCUUAUGGCUGAGAAAGAACGAGUCUGAGGCCAUGAAGAAGAGUACUGCUAGUCUUCCUCGGAGAGAAGAGCUGAACAGACUGAAGAAUGAACUUAGUCGCAAGUUUGAUUUGUCCGACAUCAGGUGGCAGCGCAGCUGGGGGGUCGCCCACAGGUGCUCUCAGCUUCAGAGUCUGAGCCGGCUGUCUCAGCAGGACCCCAGGGCCCUCAGAAACCUGCGAGGACACACGGUUGUGUUUGCUGACCAGUCGGGGAUGAACGCCUCUGGACACAUCAUGCUGGGGACCAUGGACGUCCAUCACCAGUGGACCAAACUGUUCCAGCAGCUGCCCAGCUACUGCAGCCUGCUGCAGCAGAGCGACUGGCUGAAGGAGAGGAUCAGCCUCCUCCUGGGGGGGACUCAGGUGGUCCACGAGGAGAGGCUGGGCCCCAUCCAGCCCAUCACCGAGCACUACAGCACCCUGAACACUUUCCACAAGAGCCUGAUGUCCCGCCGCCUCCGGCUGCACCCCCGCAGCAUGCAGGACCUCAGCAUGUUGUUGGAGAAUGACCGCACUAAUCCUAGUCUUCAUGAGAUGGGGUACUUCAUCAUCCCUACCACCUGCGACCCCCCCAAGCUGCAAGUGUACUUGCAGAGCCACGCCCCUGAGGCCAGGCAGCGCACCCAGCGCAGAAACCAACUGCAAGCAGAGGAGGAAGCUGCGGUGAAGCUCUGUCUCCAGAACCUGUCUCUGAGGAGUCUGUCCAAAGAGCCCAGCGUGAGCUCCAGCCAGAUGAUUCUGUGCUGCAGAAGGCUGGUGGAGCACCCCUCACCCCUCAUGCAGGGCCUCCACCUCUGCGUCUCUCAGUUCUACUCUGUCAUGCAGGACGGGGACCUGUGUGUACCCUGGGACUGGAAGAACUGAGACUCAGUCCAUGUUGGACAGGAGUUUUUGUUACAGCUGUAGAACAGUCCAACAUGAUCUUUGCUUAGAUGUCAGAUGCUGCUCCCUCUCUCUCUCUCCAUCUGGAAACCUUUAGGGUGCAGGCGAAUCCACGUAGAGGCCAGGGGUUCCCCACCUCAGGGUGAGGACCGCUCACCUCCAUCCGUCCAUCUUCUACCACUUAUCGGGGGAGGACUCAGUCCCAAACUUCUCUUCUCCUGGCCAUAUUAACCAGCUCUGACAGGGGGAUUCCAAGGCGCUCCCAGUCCAGCGAGGAUAUUUAAUCCCUCCAGCUGGUCCUGGGUCUGCCCCUUGGUCUCCUCCCAACUGGAUGGGCCUGGAACACCUCCGUAGGAAGGCGACCAGGUGCCCAAACCACCUCAUCUGGCUCCUUUCAAUGCAAACUAGCAGAGGCUCUACUCUCAAGUCCCUCCCCCUAACCCUCAGGGAGAUCAGCCUCCAGAAGAACCCAUCUCAGCUGCUUGUAUCAUCUUGUUUUUUCAUGCAUGUCUUCGGUUUUUCAGAUCUUCUUAAAUGUUUGCUUUCUUCUCGAAUACUGGAGAAUUGUACCUCUUCAGGAAUUAUAUUCAAAAUCUAAGAACCAAAUAGUGUUUGCCUAACCUUUAAGGUAUUGAGGCAUUCACUUCAGCAGUUGACAGUGAGUAUAUUUUAUUGUUGCGAUGCACUAACAAAUGAUGAUACUUUAUAAAGAACCUGUUUGUUCGGAGUUCUCCUGUUCUGACGCCCAAUAAACACUAAGUGAUAUUACUACAUGACGUUAUUUUCUGAACGUCCAUAAAGCCUGUGCACCUUUGAUUACCUCCACUGUGGACAGAAGUAUUGAGUCACACAUGUUGUACAGUAAAUAAAAUUUAUUUUCAAUGUUCAGACAACAAA
Eleginops maclovinus (Patagonian blennie) is the source of this 2640-nucleotide messenger RNA. RefSeq names its product T cell activation inhibitor, mitochondrial (gene tcaim). The coding region runs from base 247 to 1725 and encodes 492 amino acids. NCBI's taxonomy places the organism in Eukaryota, Metazoa, Chordata, Actinopteri, Perciformes, Eleginopidae. The record is from RefSeq and is a predicted model, not a curated record. Gene Ontology annotation, cellular component: mitochondrion. The transcript has 11 exons.